CCACCUCUCCUCGUGCUGGUCGCCAAUCCCCAAAAGCACAGCCUCUGUUCCCUCAAGAUCGCUGUCUGGCUGAGCUUCCACCCCCACCAACAUGGUGGUUUCCAGACCUCUCGGAGCCCGGGGUGGGGGCUGUCUCUGGAGCCUCAUCCUCCUGUUCCUUCUGGUUUCCACAGUCUCCAUCAAUGGUGCCAAGAUCCCUGCGCCCCCUGACUGCGGGAAGCCCCAGCUGCUGAACCGGAUCGUGGGCGGGGAGGACAGCAUGGAUGGCGAGUGGCCUUGGGUUGUGAGCAUCCGGAAAAACGGCACCCACCACUGCGCAGGUUCCCUGCUCACCAACCGCUGGGUGGUCACCGCCGCCCACUGUUUCAAGGGUGACCUAGACCAGCUGGAUCUGUUCUCUGUGCUGCUGGGGGCCUGGCAACUGGGGACUCCAGGCCCCAGGGCCCAGCAGGUGGGCAUUGCCUGGGUGCUGCCCCAUCCCCAGUACUCUUGGAAGGAAGCAGCCCGUGCAGACAUCGCGCUGGUGCGCCUUGAACACCCCAUUCAGUUCUCUGAGCGAGUCCUGCCUAUCUGCCUGCCUGAUUCCUCAGUCCAGCUCCCUGCCAAUACCAGCUGCUGGAUUGCAGGAUGGGGGACCAUCAGGGAAGGAGCUGUGUUUCAGUCAGACAGACAGACAGAACUAAUCACUGACCCCUGGAAGGAGUCUGGAAGGAGGCCAGUGUGGGGCCUAUCUAACAAUGCUCUGCCCUACCCACAGACUCUACAGAAGCUGAAGGUGCCCAUCAUCGACUCAGAGGUCUGCAGCCACCUGUACUGGCGUGGAGCAGGGCAGGACGCCAUCACAGAAGACAUGCUGUGCGCUGGCUACCUGGAGGGGCAGCGGGAUGCCUGUGUGGGCGACUCCGGGGGUCCCCUGAUGUGCCAGGUCAAUGAUGCCUGGCUGCUGGGCGGCAUCAUCAGCUGGGGCGAGGGCUGUGCAGAGCGUAACCGGCCAGGCGUCUACACCAGCCUCCUGGUCCAUCGCUCCUGGGUACAGAAGGUCGUGCAAGGGGUGCAGCUCCGUGGGCGCAGGGUGCGCACCCCAUGCUCCCUGGCGGCCAGGCGCUCCUAGAAGCUCGGAACUUGCAGUUCACCCGCGGCUUCCUCUGUUGUAAAUACUCGGAUUACCUCUUGGAGGCGCCCGAGGUCCGCGCGGGAUCUGGGAAGCCACGCCCACCCCACGCUCCGCCCCGGGCAGCGGGUGCCUGGUGUAAAUACAAUAUAUGUUCCUGAUUUUUACAGUUAUUUUUAACUAUGCCUAUAUAUUUAU
Octodon degus (degu) is the source of this 1309-nucleotide messenger RNA. It is a transcript of the gene Prss22, whose product is annotated as serine protease 22. The record is from RefSeq and is a predicted model, not a curated record. Gene Ontology annotation, molecular function: serine-type endopeptidase activity. Gene Ontology annotation, biological process: proteolysis. Lineage: Eukaryota; Metazoa; Chordata; Mammalia; Rodentia; Octodontidae. The transcript is spliced from 7 exons. Bases 92 to 1111 code for a protein of 339 amino acids.